AUGUUCGAAGUGAACUUUCUGUCCCGGGCAGACGUGAUCAUCACCCUUGGAAACGGCGUAAUCGCAGAGAUGGGAAGUUUUGAAGAUUGCAAGAACACAGAAGGCUAUGUCAGAAGCCUCCUUACAUCUGUAUCCGAUGAUAAAGCCGGAGACGAAAUUCAGGCAGAUGAGGCUGCUGAUGAAACUGCUUAUAAAGUCCCGGCAGAGAAGAAGGCCAAGGUGGUUCAAGAGCAGAAAGACAAGCGGCGACAGUUGGGCGACUGGAGCGUCUAUGGCUACUAUUUCGGCAGCGUUGGAAGUGUUUUCGUCGUCAUCAUGCUUUUCCUCGAGGUGACUUGGGCGUUCUUUUCGACUUUCCCGACUAUUUGGCUGAAGUUCUGGACGGACGCCAAUGCCGAGGCUCCAGGCCAACGCGACGCCUACUACCUCGGCAUCUAUGCUGCUUUACAGGUCGGGGGUGUCUUCAGCUUUGCCGUUCUUAUAUGGUUCGUGCUUGUUCCGAUCGCUGCGAAGUCCGGAGUCAACCUGCAUCAGAGACUCCUCAAAGCCGUUAUGCACGAGCCUAUCUCCGCACCUCCCGUCAACUCCGUCUCCUGGACCUCGAAGAGAAAGCCCCAGUCUAGCCUGCGGACCCUCCGCGCCCACGCCCUCACCAAUCCCUCCAUCAGGCACUCCUACACCCUCAUCGACCGUUCCCAGCGGCCCUUCUACAUCCUCCUCCUCACCCAGCAAUGGCUAACCCUCGUCCUCGACCUCACGACCGCCGCCCUCGCCGUCCUGGUUGUCGGUCUCGCCGUCCGCCUGCGCGCCACGGUGUCCGUCGGCCUCACGGGCGUCUCUCUCGUCCAGCUCAUCUCCUUCACCGAGACACUCAAAAUGCUCAUCCAGUUCUGGACCGCGCUCGAGACCUCCAUCGGAGCCGUCGCGCGCAUCAAAAACUUUUCCGAGGAGACGCCCGACGAGGUCGAGGACGAUGCUCUGAGGAGGGGACUGGUGAGCCUUCCCGAAGGGCGGGAACGGGUGUCAGAGACAGACCUAAACGGUUGGCCUGACAGUGGCGCCAUCGAGCUCCGUGAUGUUUCUGCUUCAUACGACGUGCCUGACCAGAACGACAACGACGACCAAGCCACGAAGAUGAAAGCUCUGGACGGAAUCUCCCUUUCCAUCCGCCCCGGCGAGAAGAUUGGCAUCCGGCAAGUCCUCUCUCCUCCUCGCCCUCCUGCGCCUCCUGCCCUGUCUUCCGGCACAAUCCUCAUCGACAGGCUGCCCCUGCAUUCUCUUCCGUUGCUGCCCCUGCGGUCGGCCCUCAUCGCCAUCACCCAGGACCAGUUCGUCCUCCCCGGGACGGUGCGCCAGAACCUUGACCCCCUCGGCACCGUCUCCGCGGACGACGCCGUCGUCGAGUCGGCGCUCGUGCGUCUCGGGCUUUGGGACGCAAUCCGCGAGAACGGCGGGCUGGACACCGAGUUCAAGGAGGAGACGCUGAGCCACGGGCAGAGGCAGCUCUUCUUCCUCGCCAGGGCGAUCCUGAGGAAGGACGUAGGACGGGUGGUCCUUCUGGACGAGGCGACGAGCAGGUACGUUUCCGUCCCCCCACCCCUUUCCAAAGACAGCAGUGUACCUAACGCAAAAACUAGCGUCGACGCACACACCGAGCGGACGGUCAAAGACCUCAUUCGCAAGGAGUUCAAGGACCACACCGUCAUCGCCAUUGCUCAUCGCCUGGAGACGGUCAUCGACUUUGAUCGCGUCGUGGUGCUGGACAAGGGCCGCGUUGUCGAGGUCGGGAACCCCAGGAUCUCUUGCUACAGGCGGGCGGAAGGUUUAGGGAUCUCUGGAACGCGAGCCAGCAAAGCGGAAGCCACGAUGCUUAGUCCCAAAGGGAGAACCCUCGCUCAUCUACGGAAGACUGUGCUCAGCUCGGAUCGGGGUUUCAACUUGUUUUCCUUUGUGGCAUACGUGACUAUCUGUCAUCUAGCUUAUAAAGUGCAACCGCGCAUUAUCUACGGGAUCGCUAUCCACAUUGAUGAACCUGCCUUUCCCAGCUCUUUGCGCCACAAUGUAUUUUUCAACCGACUUGGCCAUCUCGGCCGUCUCGCGAUAACGCUCGGAAUCCGCAAUCGGCGUGUCCUCGCUCACGUCAUACCCGUACCUCAGUUUCAGUGUCAAGACCUUGCCCCAAGGCCCCGUCCAGUCGACUUUAUCGCCGUCGACAUUGGCCAUGAGCGCCUUGAACCACGCCCCGCAGCCCGUGAGAUCGAGAUACUCGAGCCCGUAGAGGCACUUGCUCAGCUUCCUCAGCAGGAUGACGGCCUCGGACCAGUCAUCGUCGAGGAGUACUGCUCCGUCCUACCCUCGGGCGAGACGAUAGUGGAGAACUUGGCGUUGGGCGUCAACGACGGCUCGGGCCAGUACGCUAGACUCAGGUGCCUUAGCGGCGAGCGCGAGGAGGUGCUUCCACGACACGCCGGGCCCACCGCCCUGCUGGUAGACGCUCGGCGUGACGGCGAGGCAGAGCUUCUGCGGGAAGAGAACAUCCGACAGCUCCCUGACGGACAUGGAGUGGCCCACCGAGCCCGUCAGGUCGAGGAAGUAGAUGUUGCUGUUCAGGGACACGAGCGCAUCGACCUCGACCUGGUGCUGCUGGUGCUCGCUGUCACCCUCGUGCUCCGAAGGAGGAGGAGGGGGAGGGACCAGGAUGUUGCGCAGGUCCGCGGGGGACGCGCCGCCCUCGUACCAGACGCCAACGUACUUUGCCAACGAGGCCCUGACUCGGCUGGGCAACGUGUGCAGGUAGUACUGGUCAUAAUCGCUCUGGACCUCCCAGUUCAGGGCCAUCCUGCGCAAGACAAUGUCCAUCAGGCUGCCUUUGUCCGGCUCGUACGUCCCCGGCAGGCCCUGGAUGGCCUGGGCGCCGCGCAGGGCGGCGGUCGCGUGUGCGUGCUUGACAUGGCUGGACGAUCGCGACAGCCAGCUGCGUGGAGGGGGCGGGCCCGGUGGUACUCUCCUGCCUGA
This is a messenger RNA of Colletotrichum spaethianum, 3015 nucleotides long. Its product is annotated as ABC transporter ecdL. The transcript is spliced from 9 exons. NCBI's taxonomy places the organism in Eukaryota, Fungi, Ascomycota, Sordariomycetes, Glomerellales, Glomerellaceae. Gene Ontology annotation, cellular component: membrane. Gene Ontology annotation, biological process: transmembrane transport. The coding region runs from base 1 to 3015 and encodes 1004 amino acids. Gene Ontology annotation, molecular function: ATP binding; ATP hydrolysis activity; ATPase-coupled transmembrane transporter activity. The record is from RefSeq and is a predicted model, not a curated record.